ACCUUUGAUUUUGUUUUUUCAGGUUUUAAAAAGCACAAAUAUAUAAAAAUGAGUGGUAUUCCUGCUGGAUUUGAGGGUGGCGAUAGUGAUGAUGAUUUUAAUUACCAAGAUUAUGAAGAUGUUCCUUACGAUAAUGACUUCGUCGAACAGAAAAAAACACUUUCUAGGUUAUUUGGCAAAAGUCUGGCAUCUGAGGAAAUGAAAAAAGAAGUUCGUUUGGACAAUGAAAUUGUAAAAAGUGCCAUAAUGAAAGGGGAUGUUGACAAAUUAAAAAAUGUUUUAGAUCAAGGUUUUGAGGUUGACAUGCCAUUACAAUCUGGAUGGACUUCAUUAAUGUAUGCUGCUAAUAAUGGAUUUGUAGAAGCUGUUGAAUUGCUUCUAAAACACAAAGCAUCUCCAAAUUAUCAAUAUGAUUUAUUUACACCUGUUAUGGCUGUAUGUGUAUCAACUAAUAGAAAUGAAGAUCAGUUGGUCAGUUGUAUCAAGAUACUGAUAGAUUUUGGAGCAAAAAUAAAUGUUCAUGACCGACAUUUGAUGACACCAUUAAUGUAUGCUGCAAAGCAAGGACUCUCAAAGGUGGUGAAAGUACUUUGUGAGCACCAUGCUGAUGUAAACAAACAAGAAACAAGAGGAUGGACGGCAUUAUCUUUUGCUGCUGCCAUUGGUUUGAGUCAUGUGGUGCGUAUUUUGUUGGAAUACAAAGCAGAUGUAAACAUACCUUCUUUUGACGGUCAAAAACCUGCUGACGUAGCAUUUUCGCACAGCUUUACAAUGCUGUCAGAAUUACUAGAAAAAUAUGAUGGUGAUCACACAGAACAAUUUGCAGAUUUACCAUCUGAUGAGUCAUCAAUGAAGAACAGUGCUGCUUCGAAAUAUGUCAAGUAUGGUGAUCUUGAGUUUUUCUUGCAUGGAUUGGAGCUGGGACAUAUUGUGUCGUUAAUACAGGAACAACAAUUGGAAUUGAAAGAUUUACUAAAAGUAACUGAACAAGAAAUGAUUGAGAUGGGUAUCACACAGCUUGGUGUGCGCAAAAAAUUGCUUGCUGCUAUCCGAGAUGUGCAUUCGAAUGAGUGGGAUAUGAAAAGUUUAUCUGUUGAAAACAUUUCAAAAUUGACGACUUUAGAAACAGCUGCAGUUGUUGCGAACAUAACGAAACAUUUAGAUUAUCUACGCAGUUCCGUAGUGUACAUCAACAAGCACUUACAUUUGAAGAAAGCAGAACUUUGUGCUGAUAACACCCGUCUACAGAAAACGCUAGUGGACCAAUGUUCUGAAGCUUUUAAAGUCUCCUCGGCAUUACAAAAAGAUAUCACGCUUCUCAACAAGGAGGCAGUGAGGAUGUUUCCAAACAUAGAGAAAAAAUCUGCUGAUUUGUUGGAUGAUUUUUACACUACAACCAAUACCUCCAAGCGUUUAUUAUAUAUCUCCGCUGGGACAGGUAUGUUCCUGCUUUGUGGAGCAAUAGUUGGCUAUCAAUUGGUAUACAAAUAGGUUUGAAGUAGAAGGCGUAGUUUCAAGCAAGUUUCAAUCCAAUCGUUUCGCAAACUGUUAGUAGUGCUAAAGAGAACGACAAACGAGUGAAGAAAUUCUUCAAGGAGAAUAGAUUCGUCCUCUACCUACCUAUUUGAAAAGUGUAGAAGAGGCUCUCGUUCGAGGGAGAAGUGCAUAAAAUAUGCUAAACUAAUAUUAACUUUGGAGGCAUCCAUAAAGUAAGAACGCAAUUAGGGGGCAUAGGGCUCAGGCUAAAAGCGUACAGGUGUGUGCGAGGAGGCGCAAGAAAGGUUUAAUAAGUACGUAUGCAUUUUGAUCUAUGGUUCCAUUUUUGACAUUUUGAUGUUUCAACAUCGUUUCCUUUAAUUCUGUUAAAACAAAUUUUUAAUAGAAAUAGAUAUAAUUAUUUUAAUUACUGUAAAGAUAUCAUAGAAUAAGAUGUUUUCGCAUAUUUUAUUGAAUAUAUGUGUACGUAGCAAGGAAGGGUGUUAGGUCAAGUGCGUACAGGGAGGAGGGGGUGAUGCCCCCUUAUCGUGGAUGAAUAAAAUAGAAUUAUAAUCGAAAUAAU
Hydractinia symbiolongicarpus is the source of this 2059-nucleotide messenger RNA. Its product is annotated as ankyrin repeat, SAM and basic leucine zipper domain-containing protein 1-like. The record is from RefSeq and is a predicted model, not a curated record. The transcript has 14 exons. The coding region runs from base 49 to 1491 and encodes 480 amino acids. Gene Ontology annotation, biological process: piRNA processing. Gene Ontology annotation, molecular function: protein binding. NCBI's taxonomy places the organism in Eukaryota, Metazoa, Cnidaria, Hydrozoa, Anthoathecata, Hydractiniidae. Gene Ontology annotation, cellular component: pi-body.